Aspergillus welwitschiae is the source of this 1509-nucleotide messenger RNA. Its product is annotated as HMG-box domain-containing protein. Bases 1 to 1509 code for a protein of 502 amino acids. Gene Ontology annotation, biological process: regulation of transcription by RNA polymerase II. Gene Ontology annotation, molecular function: RNA polymerase II cis-regulatory region sequence-specific DNA binding; DNA-binding transcription factor activity, RNA polymerase II-specific. The transcript is spliced from 3 exons. NCBI's taxonomy places the organism in Eukaryota, Fungi, Ascomycota, Eurotiomycetes, Eurotiales, Aspergillaceae. Gene Ontology annotation, cellular component: nucleus. The record is from RefSeq and is a predicted model, not a curated record.
AUGGCAACUGUUGCUACGGCGAGAAUGAUUCGCGGUCAACCGCCUUCCCCACCUCAUUCUACUGAUGGAGACCCUGCACCUGAAGUUCAUCGAAACUCCUGUGGCACGCUCCAGCAAACUUAUAGUCAGCACAACCCUUAUGCUUCUUCAAUGUUACAUGGAAACCGUGCGCCUGGGGAGAUUUCAUACGAACACAGAUCUCACUCUCUGGACUACACUCCUCCUUCAUCAUCGGAGUACGUCUCUUCCGGUGACUACUCUCGGUCCCUGUCAAUGCAAGCCCCAAUGGCAACAAAUGGCCUUCAAGUCAACACGCCCCCUUCUGCUGCAGACGAGGGCCUAGUAUCAGACUCUGUACCACAGUGGAGCUCGCCGCCAUCCCAGAGACAGGUGACAAGGGCAAGGGUAGCCAGGUCGCCUAGAGUGCGUCGCAGGAAUAGGAAUAAGAAGGACACGAGAGUUGAACUCGAAGGUCCUCUGAGUGAAGUGACCAAGCAUUUGACGAACAUCCCUAUUCGCGACAUGGAACGUUGGGUGAAUCGUUCAAUAGAGGUUCGUCACCAAGAGGUAGCCAAGAGGAACGGAAAGGUUGCCAGGCCCAUGAAUUCUUUCAUGCUUUAUCGAUCGGCAUAUGCGGACCGGACAAAGCAAUGGUUUGCGCAGAACAAUCACCAAGUGGUUUCCGAAGCAGCAGGUGACAGCUGGAGGCUUGAAUCCCCAGAAAUCCGGCAGAAGUACGAGCUUCUGGCGAAUAUCGAGAAGAGUAAUCACCUUAAGGCGCAUCCUGGAUACAAGUUCUCGCCGUCGAAGGAUAAGAAGAAACGAGCUGGGAGCGAAGAUGUGCGUCCACUGGCCAGCACUCCUGGAUCCACUUCAGCAUUUCUUCAAACCCGUGCCGCGAGCUCUUCGGAAAUUGAUAGUAGUGGAUGGGAAAGUAGGGACUCGACUCCGUUUGACUUUGCUGACCAUGGUUUACACUUGCCUGGGGAUGCCUACCUAUCUUCAUCUGCCUGGCAUGCUAACCAUGGGCGGCCGCACCCUGGCAUGAUUCCCUCCUCUGAACCGUCUCACUACCUCCAUCAAACGAUUCAUGCAGGUCUCGUCCCGCACGUAGAGGAUGUCCGAUUCAAGAAGACUGGUUUGAACGGAAUCCAGUAUGCUACAUCCUCGUCAACUCCACUGGCUGCUCUACCCGGUGCUACACAUCAUGAUCUUCUUCAACCGUCCACUUCGUUGCCGGGUGAUGGACAACUGGAUCCCCAGCUCUUGACCCUGCAGGUCGAGCUCCAGAGCCCGAAUCAGCUCUUUGACAGCUCUCACAGUAUGUGGCAAGACUCUUCUAAUGUCAACUGCUACGCCUCUCCCUCGUCUUCAUUGGCGCCUUACUCAAUCCCUUAUCCCGCGUCGACCUACCCACAGGGAAUACACACCCUAGAGAGCGACCCUGCCCUUGAUGGUACCAGUGGCGAUUUUGACACCUGGAUUAACCAACAGGGCACAACAUACUAA